Messenger RNA from Xiphophorus hellerii (green swordtail), 1533 nucleotides. It is a transcript of the gene alkal1, whose product is annotated as ALK and LTK ligand 1. Gene Ontology annotation, molecular function: receptor signaling protein tyrosine kinase activator activity; receptor tyrosine kinase binding. Gene Ontology annotation, biological process: positive regulation of ERK5 cascade; positive regulation of ERK1 and ERK2 cascade. The record is from RefSeq and is a predicted model, not a curated record. NCBI's taxonomy places the organism in Eukaryota, Metazoa, Chordata, Actinopteri, Cyprinodontiformes, Poeciliidae. The transcript is spliced from 6 exons. The coding region runs from base 562 to 1032 and encodes 156 amino acids.
GUUGACAGCUCGACUGCAAGCUUAUAGGCCCUCAGAUUCUCCAGUUCUCUGCAUCCAGCAUCCAACAAGUUGCUCCCUUUUGGAGAACUACUUCACUGCGCGCUGUUGCGCUCCUGUAUUUUUUGUGCGCCAAGAUAUAUAUAUAUUUUUAAAUGCAAUCGUAAAGCGCGUUUUCUUCUUUCCUUCCUCUCAAACUUUAUCUCAAAAGGAUCGCCGACUUUUUAUGGGCUCGAAUCAAUUGCAAAUGAAACUUUUCUUGUGCGUAACGGUGUGGGGCACGCCAAAGUGAACAUGUGCCUCUGGGACCAAAGAGGGAAAAAAUACUCCGAAGAUGUCAACAUUGCUUUACCACCCACUCGAAAUCGAUUGUAUUACCUUCAAGAAGGUGGCACUCGGUAUAAAUAGCUACGCAAUUUUUCAAGAAAGACGGCGUUGAGCACAAUCUGCAGGCUGUUCUUUCUCUCUCUUAUCGGAACCGCAGACAACGCCUGAAAGAAUUUCCUCAAGACAACUGUGUCCACUCUCCAGGACAUAAGCAUCUCCUCAACCGACAGUCAAGCCAUGCAUGUGGAGAGGAAAUGGCACAUACUGUUGACCAUCUUCUUUUUGCUCAUCUCCUCGGGUCAGUGCAUGGACAGCAAACAGGUCAAGCAGAAUGAGAGAAGGACCCUGUUGGAUCUAAUUUUACAGGUUAUCAAGGACAGCCAGCAACGGGACAAGCCCGUGUCUAGGCGCUGUGGCAGUGGACUCCACACCUCAGCACAAGACUUCAAGUCCUCUUCCCGGGAAAAGCCUUUGUAUGUCCCUAGGCUGGAUAACACUAGACUCAUAGAUAUUGUUUCUAGAGAUGCAGACCUGAAGAACAAAUUCAUUCAGCAUUUUGGAGGACAUGUCAAGUUCUCGUCGGAGUGCAAAACACACUUUCACAGACUAUACUACACCACAAGGGAUUGCUCAACACCAGCAUAUUACAAAAGGUGUGCAAGAUUGCUAACACGAUUAGCAAUGAGUCCGCUCUGCAUGCAGUCAUAGGUUUUGUAUGUCGCCAUAUAACGGAAGAGGGAUCAAUGUGUUGCCAAGGAAGUGCCUUCCAACCCACAGCAGACAUGAGGACGUUCUUUCUGUGUGUGUCUAUAGUGUCUAUAUUUUUGCUGUUGGUGUUGUCAUAACUCAAAAUGAUGGACAUUGUUGGUUGUUUGUGAGUGGAAUGGACAAUGUAUUUGUAAGCAGAUAAUGUAAUAUCAAAUACUGUACAUCUAUUUAUUGAAAGGACAUAUAAAUAUAUGUAAUGAUUUAACAGUCACUGGAUAGCCAAUCAUUUUGGUUAUAAAAGUCAUAAGUGAUGGAAAGAAAAUGUAUUUGCUUUAUUUUCUAUAUAAAUUCCACUUUUGCUAAUUUGCUGACGUUAUACUCCAUCUUUGUCUUCAUCACAUUUUAUUUGGCACUUGAGUGAUUGUUGACAAUAAGACCAUAUAAAAUAACAACAAUGGUGACAACUCACUGCAUUACUAAAUAAAGAAUACUGAAGCACAG